Molecule: messenger RNA, 3261 nt
Organism: Besnoitia besnoiti
Lineage: Eukaryota; Apicomplexa; Conoidasida; Eucoccidiorida; Sarcocystidae
Product: ATPase, AAA family protein
Exons: 6
Coding region: 1-3261 (1086 amino acids)
Molecular function (GO): ATP hydrolysis activity; ATP binding
Source: RefSeq, a predicted model, not a curated record
AUGCGUCUUUGUGAAGCGCCUGACGAGUUUGGCUUUAUGGUUGAUGCGAUGACUUCUCCACCUUCAGAAGGCGGUCGCCACACCGCUGUUUCAGAGCUUCUGAGUCUCGUGAGGGACUUUUGUUUAUUGAGUGCGGAACAAGAUAUCGCCUUGGCUUCCGAGAAAUCAGAGGACUGCACGGUAUCGUCAGGCUCUGAUAGCCUCAAAUCUUCUUGCGCUAGGCGUUCGGAAACCUGGUGGUACCGGGAGCUCAGACCGGUUCGAGGGGUGACACUUGAAGGUUUACCAGGGUCUGGAAAGAGACAACUAUGCCGUUCCAUAGCAGCUCACGCGGCGUGGAUACGAGGAACUACAGGCAGUUGCAAGGACCCAGGUAGAGAAUUUUCAGGAAGACGGUGCCCAGCUGUGGGGGGGACCCAGGGCCGCAUUGAAGGACUUUAUGAGAUAGACCUCCGUCGGUACCUUACGAGUUCUCCAGUACUCGCUUCGGGUGAGGCGUGGCCUUGCCGUAGACCAUCCUCCGCGUCGCUAGAGGGUGUUCUUGCUGGUAUUACUGAGGAAGCGCGCAUCCGCCGAUCCUUGUUCCAGUUGUGGCUCUCCCAGGCGGUGGAUGAAAGCAGGUCGAGUUCAUGUCUGGAUAGUAACUGCCCCGGACUUCCUCCCUGUGUGACGCCUUCUGCGGGCUCUGGUGUAGUUCCGGGUGCCGAAAGGGCCGACACACGGACGUCUGCAAUCUGUCAUGACGGCGCAGACGCUGAAGGCCCGAGCAAUGCAGCUAUUUGGGAUGCUGUAGCUGGCGGCGGUUGCUGUUUCGUUGUACUUGAUCAUGUGGAACUCCUGCAAGGCAGUCAAGCAGAGGACUCCUCCCUGGAGAGACCUGCACGACGGGGGCUUGCCUUUCAGCCAAAGGCUGCUGCGCUGGUUAUAGAAACACUGUGCCGUUUUAUUUCUCUGUGGCACAAGGAGAAUCUCCGGAUUUUUUUACUUGCUCCCCUAGACCCAGCGACGGCUGGCCAUUUGUAUGGUUCAAAGCAGUCCGCCAAGGGCACCACAGGACAUGACAGAUCGCAGUCUGCCUCACUGUCACUUCAUCAGCUCCUGCCUCGGGACCUGCUGGGUCCUGGCUUUUUUGAGCGUCGCAUAUGUCUUCCGCAGACAUUGAAUGACCGCGAAAGGACCGCAAUUCUGAAACUUCAUAUACAACAAGCGUGUGCGGCUGCUGAAUCGACAAACCGUGGACGUCAAACGGAUUGCAUGUCCUCGGAAGAGCCAAUUACUGAGGCGGAUAAUGGAAGGCCCGGGAAAGAAAAGGGCUCGACAGUGAUGGUGGAUGCAGCAGACGCAGGACGAGACGCGGAAGCGAGAUGCGACUGUUGCAACGAGAGACGCGCAUGCCUCCAUGACGAGCUGGCAACGGUAGCCACGGAGUGGACGGGGGGUUACCAGCCGGCGGACCUCGUCGCUCUUGUAGGAGCAGCGGCACAGGUGGCGUUCCAGCAGGAUGUCGGUGGGACAGUGUCUUCAAUGCUUCCAGAGCUCGCCAGCUCUACACUUCCGGCCUUCGACGUCUUACUGGGUCAGGGUCGAGGUUUGAGCCACGGCGAAGGAGGAGGCAUUUUGAAAAGGCCAUGCCGUUUGUUUACUUUGGACCACUUCCGGCUCGCGCUGCUUCGUGCUGGAGCAGCGCCAGCGGCUCGGAUUGGCGCUGGAUUGCAAUUGACCCCGCACUGCCCCGACAUGCCUACAAGUCCCGGGAGGUCUGCCCUGUCCGUUGCUGCGAAUGCUUGCGGCAUCCACCGCGUGGUGCCCCUAUCUAGUGAAAAUCCCGGCCUCGCUUUUGGGUCGGGCUCAGGUGCAUAUCAGCGUCCCCCAGACACAGCUGUUGGCGACACAUCUGAAAGCGUCGGGGGCGCCGAAGACGUCAGAUGCGUACGGAGGAUGCGGCCAGAUAUGGAGGCAGAAUGUGCCCCCGGACUGCGAGACGCCCCUGGACAGUGCACUACGUCGGAGGCAGUGGGGACGGGACCACGUGAUGCCCUGAGUCUCCCGCGCGACAAGGUGACAUGUAGAGAGGAGGGAUGCCGGCCGGUUCGAGGCUUCGCUGGAAUCGUCGGGCAGGAUGCUUUGAUCAGCCAGCUCCGCAGUGAGGUGAUUGACCCUAUCCUUCAACAGAGGGGGGCGGAUGAAAGACGAGCGCCUGUAACGACCAGUCACACUGCCCCCGUGGGAGUGUUAAUUUGUGGAGAUGAGGGUACAGGCAAGACCCUGCUGGCCGCUGCCAUAGCGCACGAGCUGCGCUCUACGCUCAUAGUGAUUUCACCGGCGGAGUUGCUCCGAGCCGCUCUUGGGGCAGGUGACAAGCAGCUCAUGCGAAUAUUCGAUACCGCCGAAAGGGCUGCCCCCUGCGUUUUGCUUAUUGAAGACAUCCACGUCCUGGCACCAAGCGGCGACUCGGGCGGCCGAACGAGUCUUCCCGACCUGUCGAAUGAAUGUCGCGAGAGGGAGUUGAGCGCCGAGAGGGACAUUGCAGCAUCCCAAAGGAGACCGCCGUCUCACCGAGGUAAUGGCCCGUGUGGCGGACGUCUGUUGCACACCAUGCUUCUUCGCCUGGACCGUCUGCAGCGGCAGCGACGAUUUGGGCGUCAGACGGCUGGCAGCGUUGCUAGAGCUUCAGGCGUCCUUGUGGUCGCGACAGCUGACAAGGAGGCUAACGUGGACACGCGUCUGCUGACACACUAUCGUCUCAGGUGUCGGUUUGCCACAAAGUCCGCAUCCGAGUGGUCCCUUACAGAUGCCGCUGAUCUGCUUCGUCUUUAUCUACGAGGGCGCGUACGACCUCAUUCGGCCACGGAGCCGGACCCGAUUGAUGAAGUGCUUCAUCGAGUGCAGCUACUGUCAUCGCGUGGCAGAACGGAGGCAAGACGAGACCAAGUUAAGGAAUCAGUAGCGAAAAAGAAAGAUGGCUUGGUUUCAGCGCCUUGUCUCCGCAUUCCAGCCUUCUGGGUGCUGCUGGUCCAAGAAGCAGCAGUGUGCGCAGUGGAAAGGUAUUCAAAGACCCAGUCACAGGGAAGCCAUGACGACGCUGGCCUGCAGCGAAUUCGAGCUGACGAAGGCAGUCGCGUCGAUGCUAAUCUGUGCACAGCGGAUACACGAAUGUUCGGCGAGCUUUCCUAUCCAGCUGCCGAUAGAGGAGGCGAGAAAAUAUGGAUUGAAACCUGCGAUCUUAUCGCAGGCCUGCAAAGGAUAUCUGUCACGCGGUAG